AUGGAUUACGCGCAAAAAAGUACCAAGCUCAGUAUUUCAAAAACGGUUAAAAAUUUAAAAAUAUUUUCAACUUUUAAGAUAGUAAAAAUUAUUUUAUAUUUAAUAUUUUUAUUACAAAUUGAGUUUCCACAUAUCUUUAAGUUUUUUAUUAUUAUUAUUUUAUAUAAAUUAUUAAAUAAUAAUUAUAUUAAAAUAAUAUAG
This is a messenger RNA of Strongyloides ratti, 201 nucleotides long. RefSeq lists its product as hypothetical. The transcript has 3 exons. NCBI's taxonomy places the organism in Eukaryota, Metazoa, Nematoda, Chromadorea, Rhabditida, Strongyloididae. The record is from RefSeq and is a predicted model, not a curated record. Bases 1 to 201 code for a protein of 66 amino acids.